AUGAAUAACGAGAGUGAAGAUGGGAGCAAGGCCAAACGCCGCUACAAGUGGUCGCGACCAAGACUUCCAGUCUGUCACACAGCUGAGGAGCCACUAGGAAUGGUGUCGAUGCUGCCUUGGGUCGCUCUGGCGGUGAAGAACGCGCAGCGUGCGAUGCUGACGCAGGCAUCGCACGCUGCAACCAGUGGAAUGGGCGCAGGAACAGCUGGAAGUGUUGUGGCCAACCGACUCUCAGUAAACACGUCAUACAAGGUUCUUCUGCUGGAAGCUGGAGGUGAAAUGACGCCGGACCUUAUGGUACCAUUCACUGCACCUUUUGCGGCAAAUAAAAAUAACAGCUGGGAAUAUGAAACAGAACCACAAUUAUUUUCUCUUUUCACACAGGAUCGUGCUCCAGUUACUCUGGGACAAGUAAUGGGUGGUACCGGCUCCAUAAACUCCAUGAACUUCGUGCGUGGAAGUAAGCACGAUUUCGACAAAUGGAAAAGCGACUAUAAGGCAAAUGGCUGGAGCUAUGAAGAAGUGCUUCCAUACUUCAAAAAAAUUGAGUACUUCAACAUCACACAUGAAAGCAUAAAGGAGAAAGAAAAAUACCAUGGAAGUUCUGGCGAAACGCCGAUCAACUACCCAGGAUACUACACAAACCUGUCGUACGUUUUUCUCAAUGCGUGUAAAGAAGCUGACUACAAGUACGUCGACUACAACGGCGAAAGCCAUAAAGGUUAUUCCAGGGUGCAGUCAAACACUGCUUACGGUGUGCGAAUGGGUCCCAGCACAUGUUUUUUGAAUGAAGAAAUACGUUCCAAAGUUACAAAUUUGCAUAUUCACACAUACAGCGUGGUAAAAGAGAUAAUUAUCGAAGGAAAUAGAGCCGUCGGAGUAAAAUUUAAAAAGGGCGGUGAAGAAAGCACGGUGCGCGCCAGUCGCGAGGUCAUCCUGUGCGCAGGUGCCGUGAAUACACCUAAGCUGCUCAUGUUAUCGGGAAUUGGGCCUAGGGAAGACCUGGAUCGAGUCAAGAUUCCUGUGAAAGUGGAACUUCCAGUGGGACGAGGGCUUCAAGAUCAUGUGAUUUUUUUGGGACUCGUCGUGACCACAAAUGGUGACCUGAUCGGCUUGUCGCACUUCAACGAAAGCGUUGAAGAAUACAAAAGAACGCGAACAGGCCUUCUUACAAUACCUGGAGCCUUUGAAGCGUUGCUCUUUACAAGGAGCGGCGUCGGAAAUGAAACUGAAGAUGAUCCUGACAUUGAGCUCGAACUUACAGCUCUCUUUCCGAGUCCAGAGAUUGAAAAGUCGAAAUACGUCUCCAAGGAGGUAUACAAAAAGUACUACCAGCCAAUGUUUGGAAGUAUUGGCUUCAUGAACGCAGUAGCCAUGGUAAAGCCAAAAUCCCGAGGAUCCGUCCGUCUGCGCACGAAGAAUCCGGACGAUAACCCAUCCAUUGACCCCCGCAUGUUCUCAGAGAAUAUAGAUUUGACCCGACUUGUUAAUGGUACUCUGAAACUGCUGAAACUGUUUGAAAUGCAAUCCAUGAAAAAGGUCAACGCUACAGUGUGGCAGCGAAAGUUCCCAUACUGUGAGCAGUUCGACGUGUGGAGCCCCCAGUACGUGACGUGCUUCGCGCAACACACCGCCUUCCCUGGUCAGCAUGUCUGCUGCACAUGCGCGAUGGGAGAACACAACGACGCUGUUGUUGACAGCAGACUAAGAGUGAAAAACGUGGCAGGAUUACGAGUCGUGGACGCUUCAGUGAUGCCACAGAUUGUCUCAGGAAACACCUACGCCACCGUUCUCAUGAUCGGGGAGAAAGGCGCCGAGAUGAUUCUGCAGGACGCCAAGAAUAAUCAGCCAGUGAUGUCAUAGACCCCAAGAAAAGAGAUUUUGCUACAUAUUGUUCUAAGAGAACAUGAGCUACAAGAAGAAAGGACAUGUGAAACCAACUGAAGCUUCGAAUAUCUAUUGGCGUCUGUCGAAGGCCACUGUUUGUGAGGAAUA
Molecule: messenger RNA, 1995 nt
Organism: Rhipicephalus sanguineus (brown dog tick)
Lineage: Eukaryota; Metazoa; Arthropoda; Arachnida; Ixodida; Ixodidae
Product: 4-pyridoxate dehydrogenase
Exons: 11
Coding region: 1-1863 (620 amino acids)
Molecular function (GO): oxidoreductase activity, acting on CH-OH group of donors; flavin adenine dinucleotide binding
Source: RefSeq, a predicted model, not a curated record